This is a messenger RNA of Prorocentrum cordatum, 220 nucleotides long. The record is from the annotation of a GenBank genome assembly. NCBI's taxonomy places the organism in Eukaryota, Dinophyceae, Prorocentrales, Prorocentraceae.
GUGGAUGUCCAAGGCGCGGCGGGCGUGCCGCAUCCAUGUGGUCGUGAAUGCCGUUAUGCGCGGCGUGGAGCUGACGGCCCCGAACGCAGCCAAGGCGCAGCCGGAGGCCAAGCGGUGGGCGGCCAGGGGGUGGCUGGCUGAUCACGGCCUUCGGCUUUUCGCGCCCGUCGGCGGCGACCUAACUGUCGACCUUGGAGACAUGCCCCUGGAGGCGGAGCAG